AUGAUCCGCUCACGAACCUCCAGGCUCGCAGUCUCUGCCCUCGCGAGGAGGCAAUGGACGUGCCCGGCAUGCCUGUCCAGGCGCCAAUACUCCAAGCAGUCCGAAAAGCGCGAACCUCCCGAUCAUCGGAAGCUGGGCAACCAGCAAGAGCUCUUCAUGACGUCGAUAUAUAGCCCCGGAUCCCCCAUAUUCUUGCCCAACGGCGCCCGAAUAUUCAAUCGACUCGUCGACUUCUUGCGAAAACAGUACGUGCGAUAUGGGUUCCAGGAAGUCAUCACGCCGACGAUAUACAAGAAGUCGCUGUGGGCAAAGUCGGGACAUUUGGAGAAUUAUGCAGAGGACAUGUACUCUGUGACGGGUAACAAGAGGGCUUCGGACGCGGAAGGGUGCUGCGGAACGGAUCACGCCAAAGAUGCAUUAGAGGAAGAGGACGAUUACGGGUUGAAGCCCAUGAAUUGCCCUGGGCAUUGCCUGAUCUUCGCAUCCAAGCUGCAUAGCUACAGAGAUUUGCCGGUCAGAUACGCCGAUUUUAGUCCCCUCCAUCGAAAUGAGAUAUCAGGUGCCUUGUCAGGAUUGACUCGGGUGCGUCGAUUCCACCAAGACGACGGCCACAUCUUUUGUAGACCAAGCCAGGUGGAAGGCGAGAUCAAGAAGACGCUGGAUUUUGUCAAGACGGUUUACAGCGUUUUGCGCCUUGGUGUCAGCUACCGCUUGGCACUGUCUACGCGGCCGAAAGAUCACUACAUUGGCACGGAAGAAGAGUGGGCGCGCGCCGAGGACAGCUUGAAACGGGCGCUGGACGCUUCAGGCAUGGAGUGGACAAUAAACGAGGGCGACGGUGCAUUCUACGGCCCCAAGAUUGACAUUGUGCUCAAAGACUCGGAAGGCAAAGAGCACCAGACUGCGACGAUCCAGCUCGAUUUCCAGCUGCCGAAGCGAUUCGAGCUGGAGUACCAAGCACCCGCCCCAGAGUAUGAAGCCCGCGGCGAGACGACUGAAGACCCAGAGCUUCUCGCCCAGUACGGCCCCGUCCGGCCAGUCAUGAUUCACCGUGCGGUGCUGGGAUCUGUAGAGCGGCUGCUGGCGCUCUUGAUUGAGAAUUAUGACGGGAAAUGGCCGUUCUGGCUGAACCCGAAACAGGCCGUCAUCUUGACGGUCAACACGUCCGAUCCAGUUGUAGAGUGGGCCGACGAAGUGCGCGACAUCCUCCUCGGCAACAAGAAGCAGAGAGGAGAUGGGUUGCCGGCUAUCGAGAGCCUUUCAGGGCAGACGGGCCUGGCGGUGGACAUGGAUUUCACUCCGAGAUCACUCGGGACCAAGAUUCGGGAGGCCCACGCGAGUGGCUACGGUCUUGUGUUAGUGGUGGGCGAGCAAGAUGUUGAGAAGAAACAGGUCAGCUUGGGCAAAGAAAGGUUGAACCCAGUAGAAAUGCGCGAUAGAAUGCUGUACAUGGUAGAUACAUUCGAAUAA
Trichoderma atroviride IMI 206040 is the source of this 1470-nucleotide messenger RNA. RefSeq lists its product as uncharacterized. Gene Ontology annotation, cellular component: cytoplasm. NCBI's taxonomy places the organism in Eukaryota, Fungi, Ascomycota, Sordariomycetes, Hypocreales, Hypocreaceae. Gene Ontology annotation, molecular function: ATP binding; threonine-tRNA ligase activity. Gene Ontology annotation, biological process: threonyl-tRNA aminoacylation. The record is from RefSeq and is a predicted model, not a curated record.